This is a messenger RNA of Didymella exigua CBS 183.55, 1913 nucleotides long. Its product is annotated as flotillin domain-containing protein. The coding region runs from base 231 to 1766 and encodes 511 amino acids. NCBI's taxonomy places the organism in Eukaryota, Fungi, Ascomycota, Dothideomycetes, Pleosporales, Didymellaceae. Gene Ontology annotation, biological process: protein localization to plasma membrane. The transcript is spliced from 3 exons. The record is from RefSeq and is a predicted model, not a curated record. Gene Ontology annotation, cellular component: plasma membrane.
AUAAAGACAACGGUCCGCCCUGCUUGGGAUGCCUCAUUAGAAGCGGCGUUAAGUUCAACUCUGAGAACCAACUCGUACUUGCUUGUUGCAUAGUUCCUACCGGUAUUGAGCUCGAGGGACUUCAAAUCAGCUUGAGGCCCACACACUUUACAAACCACAUCUCCACAACAGCAUCCUAGCACCGCAAGCUCGAGAACCCUUACAACCUCAAUAGUUCCACAACCGUCAAGAUGCCAUGGUACCAUGUAGCAGAGCCGAACUCCUACCUCGUUGUCACCGGUGUAGGAAUCGAGAAGGUCAAGAUCCAGAAGAAGGCGUUCGUCUAUCCCUUCCAGAAGGUCUCCAAGAUUAGCAUCACACCGUUCGACUUCUCCAUGUCGUUGCAAGCCAUGACCAUCGAGAAACUCAAAUUUUCUCUACCAGCAGUCUUCACCAUCGGUCCCGCUGAUGACAUGCUCUCGCUUGAAAAGUACGCUGUUCUCCUGACAGGCGAGUCUGACGGACGGCCGACCGCAGGAGCGAACAAGGGCACAGUCACUGUCGCUGGAAGUGACGGCCGCAACCAUGUCCAAGACAUUGUCAAGGGCAUCAUUGAAGGCGAGACCCGAAGUAUCGUCUCCACCAUGACGAUGGAAGAGCUGUUCCGCGAGCGCAAAGUCUUCAAAGACAAAGUCAUCCAGUCCGUGCAAAGCGAACUCGAUCAGUUCGGUCUCUGCAUCUACAAUGCCAACGUCAAAGAGCUCCAGGACACACCUGGCAGCGAGUACUUCGCCGUUCUCUCGCGCAAGGCCCACGAGGGUGCCCUCAACCAGGCCAAGGUCGACGUUGCAGAUGCUCGCAUGAAGGGCGAGGUUGGUGAGGCCGAGAAGCAAGGCAAGACCAAGCAAGAAGUCGCCAAGAUCCACGCCGCCACCGCAGUCCUUGAAACCGAACGCAAAGCCGAGAAGGCCACUGCAGAUGCCAAACUCACAAACAAGGAGAUCCAGAUCGGCAAUGAAUUGAAUCUCGCCCGCAUCAAUGCCAAGCGCGAAGCCGAGCAGCGCGAUGCUGAGCUGCAGACUGAAGUCGAGAAGAAGCGCGCCCUUAUGACUCUAGAGCAAAUGCGAGCCACCAAAGUAGUUAACGCUAGGAUCGAAAAGGAAUCCUCACAGCAGAAAGCCGACGCUGAGCUCUACGCACAGCAGCGUGCAGCAGAAGGCUUGAAGUUCUCGGAGCAAGCCGAAGCCGAAGCAGCCGCCUAUCGUCGCCUGCAAGACGCAGACGCGGAUUUUAAGGCCAAAGAGCGCGAGGCAGAGGCCAACUUCCACGUCGAGAAGCGGAAGGCAGAGGCCGAAUACUUCCGCCGCGAGCGCGAAGCGCACGCAAACCUCAUCUCGCAACAGCGCGAGGCCGAAGGUCUGUUGGCCAUGGCCAAAGCAUACGGCGAGAUGGCCACAGUCCUCGGUGGACCGCAGGGCCUCAUGCAGUGGAUGAUGCUGUCCAACGGAACGUAUCAGCAGCUCGCCAACGCGAACGCGAAGGCAAUCCAGGGCCUGCAGCCGAAAAUCAAUGUCUGGAACACUGGAGCGCAGGGCGCAGAUGGCUCGGUGGAUGCCACGGCGCCGAUUAGGAACCUCUUCCAAAGUCUGCCGCCCCUGCUGUCGACGAUCCAUGAUCAGACUGGCAUGGCGCCGCCGAGCUGGUUGGCGCAAAUGCCACAACAGCAGAAUCUGGAUCCGAAAAUAUCGGAGCAGUUUGCGCUGAGGAAUGGCAGCGAGACUUCAUAGGAGAGAUGAAGGCGCGCGUGGGUCGAGUAAUGGUAGGUGAUGCAUGCGUCAUGGAUGAUUUACCCAGGAGUUUGGAUAGACCAGCGCUGUUUCUUUAGAUGUCAGCUAUCUUGUGUUUUAGCAUGGCUCUCAAUGUACUCCAUGAUC